Orcinus orca (killer whale) is the source of this 4106-nucleotide messenger RNA. It is a transcript of the gene PLEKHM2, whose product is annotated as pleckstrin homology and RUN domain containing M2. The record is from RefSeq and is a predicted model, not a curated record. The transcript has 20 exons. NCBI's taxonomy places the organism in Eukaryota, Metazoa, Chordata, Mammalia, Artiodactyla, Delphinidae. Bases 230 to 3316 code for a protein of 1028 amino acids. Gene Ontology annotation, cellular component: endosome membrane. Gene Ontology annotation, molecular function: kinesin binding. Gene Ontology annotation, biological process: Golgi organization; lysosome localization; positive regulation of membrane tubulation.
GCCGCCGCCGCGCACAGCCUGUGGCCUCCUACCCCGCCGGCCGCGCUCCGGAGCCGCCGGGCCGCGGCGGAGCGAGGGGCCGGGCGAGGCGAGGGCCGGGCGGUGGGCGCCGGGCCCCGCGGCCGGCACGACGGAGCCCCCGUACGGCCGGCGGCAGCGGUUGCUGGCGGCCCCGGGGCCCCGGCGCGGGAAGCGGCGGCGGCGGGGCGGCGGCGGCGGCGGCGGCGCCAUGGAGCCGCGGGAGGUGAAGGACCGAAUCCUGGAGAACAUCUCGCUGUCGGUGAAGAAGUUGCAGAGCUACUUUGCUGCAUGUGAAGAUGAGACCCCUGCCAUCCGGAACCACGAUAAGGUCCUGCAGCGUCUGUGUGAGCACUUGGACCACGCCCUGCUCUAUGGACUGCAAGACCUCUCAUCUGGCUACUGGGUGCUCGUGGUGCAUUUCACCCGGAGAGAGGCCAUCAAGCAGAUCGAGGUGCUGCAGCACGUGGCCACCAACCUGGGACGCAGCCGGGCCUGGCUGUACCUGGCCCUCAACGAGAACUCCCUGGAGAGCUACCUGCGGCUGUUCCAGGAGAACCUGGGUCUCCUGCACAAGUACUACGUCAAGAAUGCCCUGGUCUGCAGCCAUGACCAUCUGACCCUCUUCCUGACCUUGGUGUCUGGGCUGGAGUUCAUUCGGUUCGACCUGGACCUGGACGCCCCCUACUUAGACUUGGCCCCCUACAUGCCCGACUACUACAAACCCCAGUACCUGCUGGACUUUGAAGACCGCCUCCCCAGCUCGGUCCACGGCUCGGACAGCCUCUCCCUCAACUCCUUCAACUCCGUCACCUCCACCACCCUGGAGUGGGACGACAGUGCCAUCGCCCCGUCUAGUGAGGAUUAUGAUUUUGGAGAUGUGUUUCCAGCAGUGCCGUCUGUACCCAGCACAGACUGGGAAGAUGGAGACCUCACAGACACUGUCAGUGGCCCCCGCUCUACUGCCUCGGACCCGGCCAGCAGCAAGGCUUCCACCAAGAGUCCCACCCAGCGCCACAACCCCUUCAAUGAGGACCAGGCAGAGACCGUGUCCUCCUCCGACACCACCCCUGUGCACACCGCCUCUCAGGAGAAGGGGGAGCCCCAUACCCCGGACUUGCCAGACACCUGCGCAGAGCUCGAGGUCAUCAGGGUCACCAAGAAGAAGAAAAUUGGCAAGAAGAAGAAGCCCAGAUCGGAUGAGGAAGCAAGUCCACUCCACCCGGCCUCUACCCAGCAUACGUGUGCCAGGCGGGGCAGUGGUGACACCCUCGUCAGCAGCCCAGGCCCCGGGCGGGUCUCCCCAGACAAGACCCUCGCCUCCGCCGGGGAGGAGACAGAGGGACCCGGCAGCACAGCCGAGGGCAGCGAGCGCUCAGAGCCCGGCCAGGUGGGCCUGCUUAUCCCGGAGAUGAAGGACACCUCCAUGGAGUGCUUGGGGCAGCCCCUGAGUAAGGUCAUUGAUCAGCUCCACGGGCAGCUGGACCCCAGCACCUGGUGCUCCCACGUCGAGCCCCCCAACCAGUCCUUUCGGACUGGCUCUCCCGGGGACGCCCCGGAGAGGCCGCCAUUUUGCGACUUUAGUGAGGGGCUUCCAGCCCCAAUGGACUUCUACCGCUUUACCGUCGAGAGUCCAAGUACUGUUGCAUCAGGUGGCGGCCACCAUGACCCUGCAGGGCCUGGCCAACCGCUGCAUGUUCCUGGUAGCCCUGCGGCUGCUGGCCAAGAAGAAGAGGGAGGAGGACGAGGGCCGGGACAGGCGCCUCGGCCCCUAGAGGACACCCCGGGGGAGACGCAGGAGCCAGAGGCCCAGGAGGUGGAGACCCGGUUGCCCCUGGUCGGUGAGGGACCUGUGCCUGAGCAGGAGCCUGGGACCCAGGAAACUCUUUGCCAACUCAAGCGAGACCAGCCCAGCCCUUGUCUGAGCAGCGCCGAGGACUCUGGGGUGGAUGAGGGGCAGGGGAGCCCUUCGGAGAUGAGCCACUCGGCAGAGUUCAGGGUAGACAACAAUCACUUACUCCUGCUCAUGAUCCACGUGUUCCGAGAAAACGAAGAGCAGCUCUUCAGAAUGAUCCGGAUGAGCACGGGGCACAUGGAGGGCAACCUGCAGCUGCUGUACGUGCUGCUCACAGACUGCUAUGUCUACCUGCUCCGGAAAGGGGCCACAGAGAAGCCAUACCUGGUGGAAGAGGCUGUUUCUUACAAUGAACUUGACUAUGUGUCGGUGGGCCUCGACCAGCAGACAGUGAAGCUGGUGUGCACCAACCGCAGGAAGCAGUUUCUGCUGGACACGGCGGACGUGGCCCUGGCAGAGUUCUUCUUGGCUUCUUUGAAGUCAGCCAUGAUCAAGGGCUGUCGGGAACCACCCUACCCCAGUGUCCUGACUGAUGCCACCAUGGAGAAGCUGGCACUGGCCAAAUUUGUGGCCCAGGAAUCUAAGUGUGAGGCGACCACUGUUACUGUGUGCUUCUACGGGCUCGUGCACUGGCAGGACCCCCAGGAUGAGUCCCUGGGCCGCAUCCCCUGCCACUGCUCACCCCCUGAGGGUGCCGUCACCAAAGAAGGCAUGCUGCAUUACAAGGCGGGCACCUCCUACCUGGGCAAGGAACACUGGAAGACGUGCUUCGUGGUGCUCAGCAACGGGAUCCUCUACCAGUAUCCCGACCGCACUGAUGUCACCCCUCUGCUCUCAGUGAACAUGGGGGGGGAGCAGUGCGGUGGCUGUCGGAGAUCCAGCACCACGGACCGGCCCCACGCCUUCCAGGUCAUCCUCGCCGACCGGCCCUGCCUGGAGCUGAGCGCCGGCAGUGAGGCUGAGAUGGCUGACUGGAUGCAGCACCUCUGCCAGGCCGUGUCCAAAGGGGUCAUCCCCCAGGGGGUAACUCCCAGCCCCUGCAUCCCCUGCUGCCUGGUGAUCACGGAUGACCGCCUCUUCACGUGCCACGAGGACUGCCAGACCAGCUUCUUCCGCUCCCUGGGCACCGCCCAGCUGGCCGACAUCAGCACCGUCUCCACUGAACCGGGCAAGGAGUACUGUGUCUUGGAGUUUUCCCAGGACAGCCAGCAGCCCCUCCCACCCUGGGUCAUUUACCUGAGCUGCACAUCUGAACUGGACCGAUUCCUGUCUGCACUGAACUCUGGGUGGAAAACCAUCUACCAGGUGGACCUCCCCCGUAAGGCCAUCCAGGAAGCCUCCAACAAGAAGAAGUUCGAGGACGCCCUGAGCCUCAUCCACAGCGCCUGGCAGCGGAGCGACAGCCUGUGCCGGGGCAGAGCCUCCCGGGACCCCUGGUGCUGAGGCGGAGCUGGCGGGCGUCCUGGAGGGGCCGGAGAGGGAGGCGGGCGAGCGGCUGCUGGGGCCAGGCUCCCGCCCUCAUUCCCGGGCAGCAGAACCACCGAGUGGGGCUUGAGACAAGGUCUCCCUCCCAGGGACCCAGAACGGGUGCCCAGCACCCUGGGCCUCCUGCCCGGCAGGUGGCAACUGGGAAGUGCUGGGGGCAGAGGGUCCGAGCCCUAUGGGCUCUGCAGAUGCACGGCCCCCUUCCCCGGGGCCACCGCCUCACUCCACGAGGGGAGCAGGACUCAGAGGGCAGGAGCCCCUCUUCCUCCCCUGGGUCAGGGGCCCGGGCAGAGGCUUAGGCCGCCCUGGGGGCUCUGAGUGCCCGGCCAUCCCUGUUCAUGUUUGAACAUUCACCCGGCUGGGAGGGAAGCUGGAACACCGCGGUCUCAGUGCAUGUCUUCUCCUCACUAGCUCCAUCCCCAAGCACACUGCUCCCUGCCUUCCAGGGCCCGGGGGGUUGCAGGGGGCCGGGAUGGCCCUCCCUGGCUACCAGGAGGCCCUGCAUGUCCACGGCCCCCUACCUCCCCUCCUCCAAACCUGGCAGUGUCUGUAGGACCCAGGGAUCAGGCCAUCUCCUUUUUGCCAGGAGCAAAGGGGAGGGAGGAGGGCUUGGAGAGGAGCAAAGCCCACCAGCCUGUGUCCCCUGCCUGGCUGGAGCCAGGUCCUUCCCAAGAGGGCCCUCUGGGGGAAGGGGUCAGGUGGCCUGGGUUUUGUUUUUUAAAAUAAAAUAGACAUGUUAUAUUGCCAA